CAACAACACUGCUACAUCGACUAAGUCUUGAAUAGCUACCCUCACUAAAAUUUUCAGCUGCUAAAUAGGAACCUAAAAUAUCCAGAGACCGCUUCGUAUCGACCGCCUACCAGGCACUCAAGAUGAGCGAGUCAGCACUAUCCCAAUCGGCCAGCACACCGAUGGACGCGGCUGACAAUCACGAUGUAUGCGACGAGCCCGCCACCUCAGAAUCUCCGCCAAAGAAGCCAAAGUUGAAGAAGAAGAAGAAGAAGCGGUAUGUGCCGCCCCGGCCCGACUCCGACACAUUUUCGACGCAGCAAGACUUCCUAGAUAGCUUGGUACCGAUCGCAAUUGAGGAAGUCGCCGAGAAUGCUCGUAAAUGUCCGAUCUGCUGGAAGAUCUAUGGCGAGGCAGCCGAUCCUGGCUUCGACAAUACGGAACAGCCGGUAAAGCUGCGAUGCAAUCAUACAUUCGGCGACAAGUGCCUGGCGACUACGUUUGGAACUGUGGACGCGUCAAAGGCUGCCUUACGUCCGCUCUCUUUUACACCCACCUCAAGGGGCACUGCGCUAGGCCUAAAGCUCCGUGCCUUUGUCGAACUCCACAGCAAGAACUCUACGGGUGAUGUCAAUACCUUCGUCAGGAUGCUUGAAGAGUCGUAUAAACCAGGAAAAGGGGGAGAGUUGUUCGGAGAGUACUGGUUUCCGGUGAUACAGGAGCUACAACAUACCGGUCGGAGGAUUAACGACGUCACCUUCCUUGAGAACGCCACUGUCCUGGACACGAAAGUGAAAUCCAAGAGCGAAUCCGUUUCAACUCUGCUCUGGACCCUUGACACUGAAGCUUAUGACGCCCAUAAUGUGCCUAAAACAUUCUCGCAGCCAACCCUAUCCUCUUCAUCUUCAUCCAAUGGACCUUUGUCUUCCAAAGCGGCUCAAGCUUCGGCAUUCUCUAGUAUGGCUACGGAGUUGCCUUCAACGUUCCCACCAAUGGCUGUACCCUCCCUUUCGCAGCUGCAAGAAUCGACCCAAUCGGUGCUACAGAUCUCCGAGCAAAUUCUCGCCGCUGCCGGGCAAGGGGCAACAUGGGGGGACUUCCUAGCAGUGGAGACGAAGCUGGAUAAACUCAUGGCUUUGAAUAAACAAGCUAAACCUAGUAUCGAGACUCCCUUAGCCGCCCAGAAAGAGCAGGCUCUCGUCGACCAGGUCGCCAUCGACGAAGCUAAAAGUCGGCAAAAGCGCAUGCAAGACGAUAUGGUGCGCAUAAAGCGCGAUCUCACGAAUUUGCUCGCACAAAAGCUAGCUGGCAUCUUCACAGCAUUCUCAAAACAGCAGAACAGUUCGCUAAAAUGUAAAGAGGCACCUAUACAUCGCACUGCCACUGUUAAAGUCUCCGUCGUAGUCCACACACAAGAUAUCGUCAAAACGUCAUACAAGAUUGCUCCACCCUUGACAAGUAUUUUGUUCUACGAUAAGAAUUCACAAGACACAGUCGAUACGGAGAAGUUCACUUGGAUAGUCAUACGUUCCACAUGCCAAAAGUGCUGCAAGAUCAAGGAAGAGGACGCAAAGGAUCUGCCUACCCCAGAGGAGCUUUGGUGGAGCAACGAUGCAAAGACACCGGACGACUGCCCGUUGUGCCACAAGAUUCUAUUCAAAAAGACGAAUUUGGAGGAGUAACUCGAUGCUUUGCUCUCCAAAUUCCAAGGUCAAUCGUCCGCGCAUCAUAUCAAUCGCGGAAAGCGGCAUGCUAUCCUGCGUGAGCUCAUGGAAACCCUCCGCGACGACGUGAAAUCACCAAGCCGGUGUAGCACCUAGGCUGCUGGAUCUACCACAGCCCAUCUACCAUACGACAUACGAACUAGGGUUUGUGUAGCGUGGGGUAUGUACUAUUGAUUCACGAGACGGGGUCGUUCACUGUCUAGUCAUUCAAAUAGCAUUAGGGACAGUAAUUAAGGGCAUGAAUUGAACUAUUUUCAAAUAUGAUAACUAUCGC
Molecule: messenger RNA, 1977 nt
Organism: Cucurbitaria berberidis CBS 394.84
Lineage: Eukaryota; Fungi; Ascomycota; Dothideomycetes; Pleosporales; Cucurbitariaceae
Exons: 2
Coding region: 123-1661 (512 amino acids)
Source: RefSeq, a predicted model, not a curated record